AUGCCAGCUUAUACUGAUUAUUGGAGUCAAAAAUUUAGAUAUAAUGAUAUCGCGGAAAUCAUGUCGCUAAAACGUUAUCAACAGAUAAGAAGACACAUUCACUUUGUUAACAACGCAAAUCAGAACGACGAUCCUUACUUCAAAAUUAGGCCAGCUUUAGAAAUAGUGAGAAGAAAUUGUAUGAGUGUAGAAGAAGAGAAAAAACAGAGUAUUGAUGAAAUGAUGGUACCAUAUAAAGGGAAGAAGGCCGGGUCAAAGCGGCAAUAUAUAAAAUCUAAGCCCAAAAAGUGGGGCUUCAAAAUCUUUGUGGGAGCAGGUGUAUCUGGAUUGGUCUAUGAUUUUCUCAUCUAUGGAGGAGAAAAGACAUUCAGAGAAUAUCACCAGUUUACCAGCGAAGAGAAUACUUUAGGAUUAGGAGCGAAAGUUAUUCUUAGUCUAUGCAAAUCUAUGAAAGCCCCUAUCUGCUCGGCUGUGUAUUUUGACAACUUCUUUACGUCUUUGGAAUUGGUGCACAUACUGAAACAAAACUACGGAAUUUUAUCUCUCGGCACAAUAAGAUCCAAUCGGCUGGGGAUCUGUUCAUUAGAAAACGACAAAGCCUUGGCGAAAAGAGGUCGAGGGUCAUUUUGCUUCAAAAAUGAUAACGUCAACAAAAUCAGUUGCGUUAAAUGGUUUGACAAUAAGGCAGUCAUUCUUGUGAGCUCUUAUGUUUCAGUAGAGCCAGUAGCUACUGCUACACGGUAUACGAAACACAAAAAAGAUAAAACUGAUAUACCAUGUCCGAGUAUAGUAAAACAGUAUAACCGCCACAUAGGUGGAGUUGACCUUAUGGAUAUGUUAGUUUCACUUUACAGAACUCGUCGGUGGUAUUUAUCUAUUUUUGCUCAAAUGAUAGAUUUAUGCAUGAAUAAUGCUUGGCUUCUUUACCGUCGAGAAACUAAGCUGACGUGUGCAGAAUCAGGGGGCAACGUGGAAAACAUCAGUCUGAAAGAAUUCAGAUACUAUGUCUCGAAAUCAUUGAGAAUGAAAGGAAGAUCAACUGACUCGAGAGUGAACGAGAAUGUAGAUAUAAAACAAAGGAUCAAACAAGCAGUUGUAGUUAGACCACCAAUAGAUGUAAGACAUGACAGAGUCGAUCACUUCUCGCAGUAUAUAAGCAAAGGUAGAUGUCGAUUAUGCAAAAAGGGAGAAACUCAUUGGGCGUGUACCAAGUGUGGCACAAGACUAUGUUUAGUGAAAGAUCGGAACUGCUUUUAUACAUUCCAUCAGAGUAGUCGACAGGUUCCAGUGAACGUCAACUUUGGAUUUUUUGUUCAAUUAUGA
Acanthoscelides obtectus is the source of this 1323-nucleotide messenger RNA. Lineage: Eukaryota; Metazoa; Arthropoda; Insecta; Coleoptera; Chrysomelidae. The record is from the annotation of a GenBank genome assembly.